AUAAAAAGAGCUCACAGUAAUAUCUGGUAAAAGCUAAGCAGAGAAAUCUCUGCAAAAGACCCAUCCACAGAGAACAAGCCACUUCUCUGCUUUCUGAAUUUUCCAAAUGAGUUUAAGAAUAACCCUCUGGAUAUUAUUAAGCCUUCUGAAAGAAGAAACUUUCUGUAUCAAUACAAAGCUGAUGAUAUUUCUGAAAGCUCAGAACUGAGUUUGCUCUGAAUUGCAGACUUGGCAAAAACAUAGUACUUGAUAAGUCUUGUCAAUGUUUAUUUAGUCUGGAAGUUUUUGGCACUGAAAUAAAAAUUCCUUGCAUGCCUGUAGGACCCUGUGACUGCUGCUUACUCAUACACCACAAUAGAACCCACUGCUCUGUGAUCUGCUGUGAAGAACUGCAUUCAAGGCUUUUUAAUGUUUAGAAAUAUGAUGGGGAAUAUAGAUUUGAUCCUCCUAUCUACCUUCCUCUCGGUUUCCAUGACAUCUGAAAUAUUUGAUCCUAUGGAAGGUGAGGCUUUAGUUAUAAAAUGUCCCAAAUGGAAUUCAUCUGUGAAAACCACUUGGUAUCGCAUGGACACUCACCAAAUAAUUCCUGCGGAAGAAGAGGGAUCACGAGUGUUUUCCAUAGAAAAUUUUCUUUGGUUUCUGCCAAUUUCUAGAGAGGAUUCUGGAAACUACACUUGUGUAACACAUUUUAAUCGCACAAAGUCAUACAACAUGAGUGUGCAAGUGCACUCAUACAAGCCAGGAGAAUGCUUCCCAAGUCGGAUUCAUUACGCAAAUGACACUCGAAGAGGAAAAAUUGCUUGUCCUACCAUUGAUAACUAUAAGAAUGCUACUAUUGUCCAGUGGUAUAAGGACUGCAAACCUCUUCAGGGACAGAGAUACUUCACGAAAGAAAAUUAUCUCUUUAUUGAGAAUCCAAGAACAGAGGAUAAUGGUUAUUAUACUUGUAAAUUUAUUUAUACCCAUAAAGGAAAUGUGUUUAAUGUAUCAGCAACAAGAAUUUUCAUCAGUGACGUGAAAUACUCACUUCUACCACCUCAAAUCAUAUUUCCAAAGAAUAAAGACGUAGUAGAAGCAGAGCUUGGUGCUGCUUUGUCUCUGAAAUGUCAGGCCCGCCUGGGGAUUAAGAAACAGCCACUGUCUGCUGUCAGAUGGGAUGUGGAUAACAUCCCAGUGGAAAACCUUGAUUUUUCGAGAUUUCAUGAAGAAACUCGUUUUUUUGAUGGACAUGAGCAAGUAUACUAUGAGGAGACCACUUUGAAUAUUACCAAAGUAAAAAAGGAGGAUCUGCAGUCAAAUUUCACAUGUAUUGCACUGAACACAAUGUACAACACAAGAGUCACGGUGACAUUACAACUCAAAGAGCAACCUGAGGAGGUUCUUCCUAAUGUCCUCCUGAUCACAGGAUCUCUGGUUCUGCUAGGUGCAAUAGCAAUCUCAGUUAUCCUUUACCAGUCUUUCCGAGUUGAUAUUGUCCUCUUGUAUAGGGAGAUAUUCCAGCCCUACUCAGUCAAGGAUGAUGGGAAAAUAUAUGAUGCGUAUGUAAUCUACCCCAAAACCCACACCAGUGAAGCUAAUUUUGUGGAAUAUUUUGUUUACCAAAUCAUGCCAGAUAUUCUAGAAGAUAAAUGUGGAUAUAAAUUGUGUAUUUAUGGGAGAGAUAUAUAUCCUGGAGAAGAUGCAGCCAGUGCAAUCGAGAAGAGGAUGCAGAAGAGCAGACGGUUGAUCAUCCUGCUAACACACCAGCUGAUUAAUUCUAAAGAAGAUGCUUAUGAUCAACACAUUGCUUUAUACAAUGCCCUCAUUCAAAAUGACACCAAGGUGAUCCUUCUGGAAAUGGAGACAAUUGGGACUUACGAGAAGCUUCAGGAAUCUCUUAGGUUUAUUAUUAAGCAUCAAGGCACCAUCAAAUGGAAAGAGGAGCACACGGUGCACCCACAGUCACCCAGUUCUAAGUUCUGGAAGCAGGUGAGGUACCAUAUGCCACUGACACGCAGGCCCUCACACUCGGCUAACACCAGGUGAACAGUCCUGGAAAACAGUGCUGCAGUAUCACUACAAGCCCACAGCUGUUUUUCCUUUCAGAAGGUACAUGACUGCACAGUCUGGAGGUCUGGCUCUGUUUUUUGAACAUUUUUUAGUCCUUCGAUUGAGUAGUGAUGGGGUAAAUUGAUGCAAGAGGUCUAGGAACAUUUUAUAGGUAUGAGAGAUCUGUAAAGAAAUAAUUCUAGAUUGUGUGGAGAAUUUUGCAUGCCACAGAAAGCCAAAUGUACCUGUACUCUUUCUAUACAUAGUUAUAUAUUUAUCUAUAUCUAUAUAUAAUAUAUAUAACAGAAAGUUAUGAUUGUGACUAACUGAAUGUCUUGCAGGUUUACUUCAUCUUCCUAAAGCAGUUGAUAAAAUAUAAAUGCCUUCUGUAUUAUUUGACUAGAAAGUAUAAUGUGUAUUUUGCAACUAGAAAGUAUUUUUAAAGAAAGCUUUUGUUAACUUUUUUUUUUCUGACACAUUCCUUUUUGAUUUAACAAUACUGACAAGAUGAAAUUUUAUUUUUCCUUAGUAUGGAAAAAUACUAAACAAAUAAAAACACCGUCACUAAAGGGUCUUUUGAGACUGACGUGAAUAUAGCAGUAAAAAAACGCAGUGUAAAGGGAAAUAAAUACAUUGAUAUAUCUACAUGUCUAUAUCUAUAUAUAAAUAUAACAUGAAUUGUUACAGGAAAUAAAUGAAUUGAUAUAUACAUACUAUAUAUAUACAAAACAUGUAUUUUUAAAUGCACUAAUAUAUGUAAAGAUAUUUUAUAUGCACUUUAAAAUAUUUUAUAUAUCUAUUAAAAUGAAUCUCACACAAAGGGGAAAUUUUAAAUCUUUCAGGUACAGUAAUCAUGGUGUUACUGUAAUUAUUAUCUCCAGAUAGAAAUAACAUAUUAAAAUUUAGGAUCUUCUUUUGAUACACUGAGAGCAUUUCUUUAAGCUACUGAAAAAAUAGACUGCUUUUUUAUAACAGGAAUUAUAUACCUUUUUCUGUGCUUUGGCCUCAUAUGUAGUUAUAUUUUCUGAUAGGAAAUAACCUUAGAUGCAAAGGUCAGAGACAAAUCUCCUCCUAGUUCAGGGGAACAGGAACAAGAUGUAUUCUAGUACAGGUAUCCCUGCAAAUUUUAAUCUUUUUAGAUUUUCAAACCCAGAAAAUUCUUACUGUCAGAGAAGGCUUAGUUUUCAGCUUCAGACUUGCUACAGAAUGGACUUAAAAAGUGAAAAUUGGAUGCAGAACACUUACUGUUCCAGGAUGCAAACAGGCAAGUUCUUUCCUUUUAAUGUAAGUUUUUAUUGAAUAUGGAUCUUCAGACUUACAGAUAGCUAUUUGGAGUAGAAAAAAUGUGCAUAAAAUGUAUGUAUAGAUAUUUCUCAGCAUUCAAUUAAAAGAUCUAUGGCAAACCAGACA
Parus major (Great Tit) is the source of this 3438-nucleotide messenger RNA. It is a transcript of the gene IL33R, whose product is annotated as interleukin 1 receptor like 1. NCBI's taxonomy places the organism in Eukaryota, Metazoa, Chordata, Aves, Passeriformes, Paridae. Gene Ontology annotation, biological process: signal transduction. The record is from RefSeq and is a predicted model, not a curated record. The transcript is spliced from 13 exons. Bases 409 to 2025 code for a protein of 538 amino acids. Gene Ontology annotation, molecular function: interleukin-1 receptor activity; interleukin-33 binding; interleukin-33 receptor activity.